Molecule: messenger RNA, 1167 nt
Organism: Diuraphis noxia (Russian wheat aphid)
Lineage: Eukaryota; Metazoa; Arthropoda; Insecta; Hemiptera; Aphididae
Gene: RtGEF
Product: Rho-type guanine nucleotide exchange factor
Cellular component (GO): cytoplasm
Molecular function (GO): guanyl-nucleotide exchange factor activity; protein binding
Source: RefSeq, a predicted model, not a curated record
AGUUUAAACAUAUAAAAGUUGAUAUUUAUAAUUUGUUUUAUUUUAUUUUGUUAUAGUUCAUGAAGUUUUUAUAGUGAAUCCAAAAUGACUUCUAAUGAGCCAUUACUCGUUCAAGCUGUAUAUUCAUUUAAAGGGAAAAAUAAUGACGAGCUGUGUUUGAAUAAACACGAUAUUGUGAUUGUCACUCAAAAAGAAGAUGGUGGCUGGUGGGAAGGAACUCUUAAAGAUAAAACUGGUUGGUUUCCAUCAAAUUAUGUUAAAGAAUAUAAACCUCAAGGAGAAAACAUUACAAAUAAUAAAGUGCCAAACAUACCGUUGGAUUUAACAGAACAAUUAAGAGCUAACCGAGCUGUGGUUGUAAUGGAUAUUGUGGAAUCUGAAAGAGCUCAUGUCACUGAAUUAAAGACACUUAUUCAGAGUUUUUUAAUUCCUUUGAAAAACUCAAAUAUAAUGUCUAUUGAUGAAUAUAAUCAAUUAGUAAAUAAUAUUGAAGAAGUUUCAAAAAUUCAUGAAGGGCUUCUAGAAUCAUUAGAACAAGUCUCUGGGUUACCGCAAUCCGAUCAAAGAAUUGGCAAACUGUUUCUAAAUAAAGCAUCUUUUAUUCGGACUGUUCAUUUGAAAUAUUGUGCUUCUCAUCCCAGAGCAGUUAAUAUUAUUGAUAAAUAUAAAGAUGAAUUAAAUCAAAUAAUGGAAACACAAGGUGCAGUUAGUCCUGUAACUUUCAAUUAUUUCUACAUAAACUGUCCAUAUAUUUUGUGGAUUAAUAUGUAUAAAUCGUAUGAAAACUGUUGUUUMAAAAUUAAUAUUAAUGGUACACUACCAUUAAGCGGAAUUUGUGUCAAGAAAUUAGAUAAUAAUGGURCCAUUAAAAAUGCUUUUGAAAUAUCUGGCCCUUUAAUUGAUCAAAUUGUUGCUGUUUGUCAGUCAAAAGAAGAGCAAAUUGAUUGGAUACAAAAAAUUAACAAGCAAUUAGGAAAUAAGAGUGUCAUUAAUACUACAUCUAGCAAAUCAAAACUCAAUACCAUGAAAAAUCUAAUGUAUCAAAUAGUUUUAAUGUUUCAUCACCAAGACAUUGCUCAUCAAUGGUUCUUAAAGAAGAUGGACAAGUUGUGUAUGGAAAAAAGCUGUUKUUCACUCCAUUUCAAACUAAAGCUUGUCAAGAUUUAA